Molecule: messenger RNA, 1880 nt
Organism: Galeopterus variegatus (Sunda flying lemur)
Lineage: Eukaryota; Metazoa; Chordata; Mammalia; Dermoptera; Cynocephalidae
Gene: ZNF540
Product: zinc finger protein 540
Exons: 3
Biological process (GO): regulation of transcription by RNA polymerase II
Cellular component (GO): nucleus
Molecular function (GO): DNA-binding transcription activator activity, RNA polymerase II-specific; RNA polymerase II cis-regulatory region sequence-specific DNA binding
Source: RefSeq, a predicted model, not a curated record
GGUUUCAGGCAUCGGUGAUAUUCAGCGAUGUGGCUGUCGACUUCUCUCAGGAGGAGUGGGAGUGCCUGGACCCUGCUCAGAGGGACUUGUACAGAGAUGUGAUGUUGGAGAAUUAUACCAACUUGGUCUCACUGGGAUAUUCUGCCUCGAAGCCAGAUGUGAUUACCUUACUGGAGCAAGGGAAAGAGCCCUGCAUGGUGGUGAAGGAUGUGACAGGAGGAUGGUGCCCAGGUUUGUUCUCCAGGCAUAAGACCAAGACGUUAUCUCCAGAAAAAGACAUUUAUGAAAUCAGUUUAUCCAAAUGAGGGAAAACAGAAAUAAAUAAAACUCUUGGUAUUAAAGGAUCCAUUUUGAAAAAUGAGUGUCAGGGCAAAAGUGAGUUCGAGGGUCAAGGAGGACCUCAAGAGAGAUAUUCUAGUCGAAUGAAAAUCAUCUAUAAAAAAAUGCCAACAUAUAGAAAACACUCAUCUUUUACUCUGAAUCACAGAAUUUAUAAUAGUGAGAACUCUUAUGAAUAUAGGGAAUGUAGGAGAACAUUUAGUUGUAGCUCAAACUUGGUUCAUCAUGAGAAAACUUAUUCUGAUGAGAAACAUUAUAAUUGUAAAGAAUGUGGGAGUACUUUUAAUAGUGUCUAUCACCUUACUCUACAUCAGAAAAUUCACACUGGUGAAAAACCCUAUGAAUGUAAGGAACGUGGGAAGGUCUUUAGUCAUAACUAUGGACUUACUCUGCAUCAGAGAGUUCAUACUGGUGAGAAACGCUAUGAAUGUCAAGAAUGUGGGAAGGUCUUUAGACUUUAUCCACAACUUAAUCGGCAUCAGAGAAUUCAUACUGGUGAAAAACCCUAUAUGUGUAAGAAAUGUGAUAAAGGCUUUUUUAGUAGCUUAGAACUUUCUCAACAUGAGAGAAUUCACACUGGCGAGAAACCUUAUGAAUGUAAAGAAUGUGGGAAGGCUUUCCGACUUGGUUUUUACCUUACAGAACAUCAAAAAAUUCACACAGGUGAGAAGCUUUAUGAAUGUAAGGAAUGUGGGAAAGCUUUUAGUGCAUGUGGACAACUUACCCGUCAUCAGAAAAUUCAUAAUGGUGGAAAGCCUUUUGAAUGUAAGGAAUGUGGGAAGGCCUUUAGACUUGGUUUUUACCUUACUGAACAUAAAAGAAUACAUGCAGGUAAGAAACCUUAUGAAUGUAAGGAAUGUGGGAAAACCUUUAAUGUGCGUUGACAGCUUAAUCGGCAUAAAACAAUUCAUACUGGUAUAAAACCCUUUAAAUGUGAAGUAUGUGGGAAGGCUUUUAGUUACAGUGGUGACCUUAGAGUACAUCAUAGAAUUCAUACUGAUGAGAAGCCAUAUGAAUGUAAGGAAUGUGGAAAAGCCUUUAUGCUUCGUUCAGUCCUUACUGAACAUCAAAGAAUUCAUACUGGUGUAAAACCCUAUGAAUGUAAAGAAUGCGGGAAGACAUUUAGAAUGCGCUCUCAAGUUAGUCUACAUAAGAAAAUUCAUACUGAUGUGAAACCCUACAAAUGUAUAGAAUGUGGGAAGACCUUUAGAUUUGGUUUCUACCUUAGUGAACAUCAGAGAAUUCACACUGGUGAAAAGCCCUAUGAAUGUAAAGAAUGUGGAAAGGCCUUUAUUCGUAGAGGAAAUCUUAAAGAACAUCUGAAAAUUCAUUCUGGUUUAAAACCCUAUGAAUGUAAAGAAUGCGGGAAGACAUUUAGAAUGCGCUCUCAAGUUAGUCUACAUAAGAAAAUUCAUACUGAUGUGAAACCCUACAAAUGUAUAGAAUGUGGGAAGACCUUUAGAUUUGGUUUCUACUUUCCACUACUCUACUACCUGUGUGAUAUUGGGCAAAACAUUUACCUGUUAGUGCCACAGUUGUAA